Molecule: messenger RNA, 1509 nt
Organism: Vigna angularis (adzuki bean)
Lineage: Eukaryota; Viridiplantae; Streptophyta; Magnoliopsida; Fabales; Fabaceae
Exons: 2
Coding region: 1-1509 (502 amino acids)
Source: RefSeq, a predicted model, not a curated record
AUGCUAGAUGCCUCAGCAAGAGGUAACAUUAGGUGGAAGACACCUGAUGAAGCUCAUGAAAUUAUUGAAAAUAUGGCAUCUAGUGACAAUGAUGUUCAAAGUGAGAGAGGACAAAAUCAAAAGAAGGGAAUGUUUGAGUUGCAAUCCCAAGAUGCCUUAUUAGCCCAAAAUAAAAUUAUGACUCAACAGCUUGAGUCUCUGAUGAAAAAGGUAUCACAACUACAAAUCCAAAAUGUAUCACAGGCACAACAUACUAUGCAAGGGUGUGAACUGUGUGGUGGAGAGCACCAAAAUGGACAGUGUGCUAUUCUCACCAAUGCUAAGGAAGAGGUCAAUUACAUGGGAAAUCAAGGUCGUCAAGGCAAUUAUGGAAAUUAUAAUCAAGGAUGGAGACCUCGUCCUAGCAUGGGUCAGGCUAGUUCCAGUAGACCACCUUCACAGUUUCAACAACAACCCACUCUUUCUGAUAGGACAUCAAAACUGGAAGAAACUCUUCAACAAUUUAUGCAGAUGUCCAUAUCAAAUCAAAAGAGCACAGAUGCAUCUCUAAGAAAUUUAGAAGUUCAAAUGGGUCAAUUGGCCAAGAAACUGGAAGAGAAGCCUGUAAAUACAUUUGGAGCUAACACUGAACCAAAUCCAAAAGAGCACUGUAAAGCUAUAACAACAAGGAGUGGUAAAGUGUUAGACAGUGUAGUUGUGAGGAAAGAGGAUCAAGAGGAAAAGUUAAAUGAGGAACAGAAAGAUAAAGAAGAAGAAACAUAUUCUAGAAAGGAAAAAGAAAGUCAAUUUUCUAGAUUUAUGGCUCUCUUCAACAAGCUAGAAAUUACAAUUCCCUUUUCUGAAGCACUUCAACAGAUGCCCUCUUAUGCUAGAUUCAUGAAAGAUCUGUUGACCAAGAAGAGAAAGUAUAUUGAGGAAGAAACAAUAGAGGUGCAAGGGAAUUGUAGUGCCAUCAUCCAAAAACUUUUACCUCCAAAAUUCAAAGAUCCUGGAAGCUUUACUAUUCCAUGUACAAUUGGAAAACUCCCUAUUGGAAAAGCAUUGAUAGACUUAGGGGCAAGCAUUAAUUUGAUGCCUUUGUCUAUGUUAAAGAAAAUAGGAGACAUGGAAGUAAAACCAACAAGGAUGACUCUACAAUUAGCAGAUAGGUCUUUAAAAUACCCAUAUGGAGUUAUUGAAGACGUACUGGUGAAAGUUGAUAAGUUUACUUUUCUAGUAGAUUUUGUUAUUCUUGAUAUGGAGGAGGAUACUGAAGUCCCCCUUAUAUUGGGUCGACCUUUCAUGAAAACUGCUAGAGUCAUAAUUGAUGUUGAUGAUGGUCAUUUGAAGGUGAGGCUACAUGAUGAAACAGUAACUUUUAAUGUUGUGGAGGCUAUGCAACAUCCAAAAGAUAAAGGGAACUGUUUCAGAGUUGAAGUACUGGAUGAUGUAGUUGAGAGUGUAAAAAAUCAGAUGUAUGUGAAAUCCCCUUUAGAGCGUGUAUUGGUUGAUGCUUGUGAAGACUGUUGA